ACGCACCCACUUUCAAAUGAAUGGUAUUAGUGAGGACUACUUGCCAAAGUCCUAUCGUUCUUACUAUGUGGCCCUGGUUGUGUUGUUGAUAUGAAACUAUUCUUAAGUCUCACAGGUAAUUCAGAUGAAACAUAUAUGGGAUAUGAGCGGUGGUUGCCGAGUCCACCUAAGGUGGACAAACCUCGAUCGGUGUACAAUGCAGCAUCACUGGCAUAUAUUGGCGAUUGCAUCUAUGAGUUGUAUGCCCGCAGGCAUUUCUUGUUUCCUCCGCUCAACAUAGACAAUUCAUUACCAAGUUCGCAAAGGAGUACAUAUGGGAACAAAGGAAGAGAUCAUGGCAAUUUUGAUUCAUCUGAGAAUAUGGACGAAUUUAGCCGAGAUGGAUGUGGACACGACGAAGGACAUGGUUCGUGGGUAAUCGACUAAGAUGUGGGCUUCCAUAUUUGCUUAGGUUUCAUUGCUUUAUUUCAGGUUAUUAGAAUUGCUAAAUAAGUGGAAGAAUAUUUUCCACAAUCGUAGGGAUUCUCUAGUAAGUUUAGUUUCUUAUUUUCAUUAGAUAUUUCUGGUUACGGUAUUUUGAGCAAUACUCUAGAGUUAGGCCUGUAUAUAUCGAAUCGGUCUACUAUUAUAAAGGUCUCGACCAUCAAUCAAACUUGUACACUUUACCUAUAUUUUCCUUUAUCACAAUUUA
Molecule: messenger RNA, 691 nt
Organism: Punica granatum (pomegranate)
Lineage: Eukaryota; Viridiplantae; Streptophyta; Magnoliopsida; Myrtales; Lythraceae
Source: RefSeq, a predicted model, not a curated record